CGCGAAAUAAUGCUCCUGCAAUAGACGAAGCCGGAGUCUUACUCGUCAGCUUCUUGUUCGGAUCCUCCCGUUCCACCUUAAAUGAUCUGUUUUAAAUGUUACACAAAUCAAGAAAAAGCUCCCUGUUCGUCAGCUUCUUGUUUUGAUUUUUUCCCGUUCCACCUUAAACCGUGUUACAGAAAUAAAGACAAAGCUGAACUUAUCCGUCAGAAUUUGUUCGAAUUUUCCCGUUCCACCUUAAACGGUGCAGCAGUUACAUCCCGGCGCUUUUCGGUUUGUUUGAUAGACGGCGCGCGAGAGUUCUUAAAAACUACAAUUCCCAGAGUGCUUUGAGGCACGGCGCGAUCUACAGGUUUGUGACCAGUGUCCUGCUGACCGGUUGCCGGAGGGCAGUAACGUGAUACACGACAAGCGAAGUGCGCUGGGAGAAGAAGGAGGUUAACAGAAACGCGUUCAUUACUUUACCGGCACCGAGAGCUGCUUUGAGCAGGAGCCGCCGCUUUCUCCAGCGGGCAGUAGUGGUCAGUGAGUAACUUAUGAGCUGCUAACAGGUUUAAUACUUACAGCCUCAAGACGACAUGCUGUCAUUGUUUUGGUCAAUUACAAUUAGAGCAACGAAGUACUAACAGGAGCCGGUCUAACGUGCCAUAUGCUGUUAUGGUCAGGAGACCCUGGCCUGCUGAGUUUAAUCUAUUUCCGUCUUCUUUGGUCUGUGUAAUGUAAAUACAGUGGCAGAUUGGAAAUUGUUUCUGACUGAAACCCACGGCAUCAUGGGAACGCGAAGAGUUUUAGUCACAGGGUGUUCCUCUGGAAUUGGUUUGGCGAUCGCUGUACGACUCGCCAAGGACGAACUGAGGAGGUUCAAAGUUGUGGCCACCAUGCGAGACGUGGAGAAGAGGGGGGCAUUGGAAAUAGCAGCUGGAGAGACGCUGAGCAGGACCUUGGAGAUCCGGCAGCUGGACGCCUGCUGUGAAAGCUCCAUCAGAGAAUGUGUGAACAGCCUGCCAGAGCGGCGGGUGGAUGUUCUGGUGAAUAAUGCAGGCAUGGGCAUGAUUGGACCGCUGGAGUGUCAGAGCGUGAAGGACAUGCAGGACCUCUUCAACACUAAUUUCUUCGGGCUGGUGCGGCUGGUGAAGGAGGUGUUGCCGGACAUGAAGAGGAGUCAGAGUGGCCACAUCGUGGUGAUGAGCAGUGUCAUGGGCGUUCAGGGGCUGCUCUUCAAUGAUGUCUACGCUGCUUCAAAAUUCGCAGUAGAGGGCUUUUGUGAGAGCCUUGCUGUGCAAGCUAUGAAGUUUAACAUUAAGAUGAGCUUGGUGGAGCCGGGUCCAGUGGUGACCGAGUUUGAGAAGAAGGUGUACGAGGAGGUGCAGAACAUGGACCUGUCGUGCACAGAUGAGGAAACAGCCAGAAUCUUCCGCGAGAUUUACUUGCCCUACUCCAGAAAGGUGUUCUCCUCACUGGGCCAGACGCCAGAGGAGGUGGCAGAGCAAACCCUCCAGCUGAUUGUAGCGAAGAACCCUCCAUUCCGUCACCAGACCAACCGUCUGUACACCCCUCUGACGGCCAUGAAGCAUGCGGACCCCACAGGCCGCCUGCCUAUAGACGCCUUCUACAAGAUGGUCUUUCAGCAUGACCGCGUGUUCAAUGCCAGUCUGGGUGUCAUGCGGAUGCUGCAGAAGAGGAUGGGGAAAUCUAAAGCAUGAGAGAAUCUUCAGGAGCAUGAAGAAAGUGGAAGACGUCAUCCCCAUCAAGGAUUUAGAAUUUCUGGGGAAGCUGGUCCAACUACAUGUGCACACACGGAUGUCACAGGUGUGAAAGCAACAGAAGAACUUCACUGCAAGAAAUUACUUAAGGUUGAAACAAAGGAUUAAAGUUAAAUCAUCAGUCAAUAGAACUACAAUUAUUAAGUGACAGAUCAUAAGAUACAAAGUCUUACUCUGUCAACAUAGUAUUAGAUAUGCAGUAAACUCAAGCCUGGUAACUAACUUUUUAAAGUUUUUUUAACAGUGUAGGAAAUUCAGUGAUUUUUUUUUUUUGAUAAGUAAAUAGAAAUAUGCACAAAAAUGCAAUAUUUAACAAACAUAACACUGCUCAUUCUUCAACAAACACCAUCCUUGCUGUGAUGUAUGUGUGGGGCAGUCUUUUCCUCAGCGCAGGCUGGACAUCUUAAAACUGAAGGACAGGGUGGGUGGAACAAAAUACAGGGAGGUACUGCAAGACAAUCAGCUUCAGUCUGCUAAAAUGACUCAUUUUACUAAUGAAUACUGAUUUAAUGCAUUUUACAACUGUGCAUUUGAAAGACUGGAAAGUCUGGCUAUUUUAAAAGUAGCCAUUUUACAAAUGUCAUAUACAAAUAUAUGAAAUAUAUUGUGUGUGUGUUUCCAGAAUGACUGGAACAUAACAUUCAAAUAAAGGAUUUCAUACUUCA
Pygocentrus nattereri (red-bellied piranha) is the source of this 2428-nucleotide messenger RNA. RefSeq names its product retinol dehydrogenase 8. The coding region runs from base 771 to 1703 and encodes 310 amino acids. Gene Ontology annotation, cellular component: cytoplasm. Gene Ontology annotation, molecular function: estradiol 17-beta-dehydrogenase [NAD(P)+] activity. Lineage: Eukaryota; Metazoa; Chordata; Actinopteri; Characiformes; Serrasalmidae. Gene Ontology annotation, biological process: estrogen biosynthetic process. The transcript is spliced from 8 exons. The record is from RefSeq and is a predicted model, not a curated record.